AUGGCUUACGAUCAUCCCGUUCAAAACAGUGAGGUGUACCUUCUCAGUUCUGCACCUCACACUUGCCUUCCGGCUUCAGCUCCACCAUCACCACCAACUCCAAGUACACCAUGCGACGAACUUCCUCCUCCAUUGGACGACCUGAUGUCAUUGACCCCCCUAGAAAUAGAAGAGGGAUGUCCACCCUUUAGUCAACGCUUAUCAGGAGCAGUUCAUGUUCUUAGUACAGAAGCUACAUCACUAUCAUCAUUAACCAUGCUAUAUGAUACCGAUCCAGUCGCAAGAGAUGGGUUCAAUCAUGCUGUGGAUGCGAUCAAAAGAUCCAUUGGCGAGAGAGGGAAGCUCGUCAUUUGCGGUGUAGGAAAGAGUGGCUACAUUGCCCAGAAACUCGUCGCGACAAUGCGUAGUGUCGCCAUCCAAGCAGUUUUUAUUCACGCCACCGAAGCGGUACACGGAGAUCUUGGAGCGAUCACCAAAUAUGAUACUAUUCUUCUCGUCUCUUUCUCGGGCAAAACCCCCGAAUUACUCGAGUUACUUCCUCAUCUCGAUCCAUCUCUCCCAAUGAUCAUCCUGACCGGUCACACCCAUCGAUCCAAUUGCGAAAUCAUCAGACGUCGACCAAAAACUAUCUUAUUGCCAGCACCCACUUUUGAACCAGAAACAGUAUCAUUUGGCUGUGCAGCCCCAACCACAUCUACCACGAUGGCAAUCGCCGUAGGAGAUGCUCUCGCUCUAGUCAUUGCCCGAGAAAUCCACGGAAACAUCUCCACCGUCUUUUCCAAAUAUCAUCCCGGUGGUGCCAUUGGCGCCGCCUUCAAACCACCCCAAAAAGUAUCUGAUAUCGCCAUUUGUCUCGCCGACAUGCCAGAUCUGGGCAGUGGACCAAACACUGGAGCCGAUCUUCUUAUCAAAGCGUAUGGCUCCGAAUCCGGAUGGGCGAGAUGUGGCACCGACAUCGUUGUCCCACCUCGCUCCAUCAAACAGCUUGGAAAAGCUGAUAUGGAUUUACAAGCUUCUUCUAUCAAGGGUUUGAUGAUUCCAAGCACUAAAUGGAUUACUAUUCCGGCUGAAACCGAAGUCGCUGCUGCAAAGGAGAUGUACAUGAAGUCUGGUUCGGAAAAGAACAGCACAUACUCUGAGAAUACUAUCCUGGCGGUCAUGGAUGAUCUCGAACUCAUAGGAGUUUUGCAAAUCGGAGACCUGGUAUAA
Messenger RNA from Botrytis fragariae, 1209 nucleotides. Its product is annotated as putative sis domain-containing protein. Gene Ontology annotation, biological process: carbohydrate derivative metabolic process. The record is from RefSeq and is a predicted model, not a curated record. NCBI's taxonomy places the organism in Eukaryota, Fungi, Ascomycota, Leotiomycetes, Helotiales, Sclerotiniaceae. Gene Ontology annotation, molecular function: carbohydrate derivative binding. The transcript has a single exon. The coding region runs from base 1 to 1209 and encodes 402 amino acids.